AUGGGCAAGAAAAUCGAAUGCUACUUAGACUGCGUGUCGCCAUACAGCUUCUACGCCUUCACGUAUCUGCAGAAGAAUGCCGCUGCGUUGGAGAGCCUGGGCGUGGAGAUUGAGUAUAUCCCCGUCUUUCUGGGCGGGAUUAAUGUAGGCAGUGGAAACAAACCCCCCUGGACCCUCCCCGCCAAAGCCGCCUACUCAAAGUACGACGGCAAACGGGCCCAGAAAUACUUCGGCCAUGAUUUCGAGAUUCCGCCGUGGUUCCCUAUUCUGUCCCUUUUGCCCCAAAGAGCCCUAACCCACAUCAAAAACACCCACCCCAAGCAAACCCUCGCAGCGGCCUUCCAGAGCUGCUUCGAGACGAUGUGGAAGGGCCAAUUGGACAUUUCCAAGCCCGAGAAUCUGGCCCGGGCUCUCGGGACUGUGUUCGGUGCUGAGGAAGUCGAGAAGAUUAUCGCCGCUGCGGGCUCGCCUGAGGUCAAGGCUGAGCUGGCGGCCACGACGGAGAGAGCCGUGAAGGAGCUGGGCGCGUUUGGGUGCCCGUGGUUCUGGGUCGUGAAUGGCGAGGGAAAGGGGGAGCCGUUCUUUGGGAGUGAUCGGUGGCAUUUUAUGUGGGAGUUUUUGGGGCUGCCUUUUGAGGAUUUGAGGUUAAAGGCUAGGAUUUAG
Molecule: messenger RNA, 663 nt
Organism: Aspergillus pseudonomiae
Lineage: Eukaryota; Fungi; Ascomycota; Eurotiomycetes; Eurotiales; Aspergillaceae
Product: putative DSBA family oxidoreductase
Exons: 5
Coding region: 1-663 (220 amino acids)
Biological process (GO): glutathione metabolic process
Cellular component (GO): peroxisome; mitochondrion
Molecular function (GO): glutathione peroxidase activity; glutathione transferase activity
Source: RefSeq, a predicted model, not a curated record